AUGGCGACGACGACGAGGAAGGUGUCCGUCUCCGUCUCCGUCCCCGCCAUCCUGCUAGUGCUGGCCGUGCUCUCCUGCCUCCUCCUCGUCCACGGUUUGUACGGCUUGCUCGAGCUGUUCGGCCUGCCGGACCUCUCGCCGGAGGCCACGCUGCUGAUCUUUGCCCUGUGUUUUCUCCUCCUCCUUGCAGCGGCAGCGGCAGGCAACCGGAGGGCUCUGCUGCCGAGGGAGCCACCAGCAGCCGACACCUACGGCGGCGGUGGUGGACAGGUGUUGCCGACGACGGCGGAGGAGGGCGCCGCGGUGGGAGGUGAUGAGCCGCCUCAGCUCGCCGCCGACAAGGAGAUGAUGGAGACAGCAGCGGCCAGGAGGGCGGGGCUGCUGCAGACUCAGGACUACCCGGGGUCCGGCGCCAACGGCCGCCACGAUCCGCGGAACCCGCACUGA
This is a messenger RNA of Miscanthus lutarioriparius, 447 nucleotides long. The record is from the annotation of a GenBank genome assembly. Lineage: Eukaryota; Viridiplantae; Streptophyta; Magnoliopsida; Poales; Poaceae.